Halichondria panicea is the source of this 840-nucleotide messenger RNA. Its product is annotated as AP-1 complex subunit sigma-2-like. NCBI's taxonomy places the organism in Eukaryota, Metazoa, Porifera, Demospongiae, Suberitida, Halichondriidae. Gene Ontology annotation, cellular component: membrane coat; intracellular membrane-bounded organelle; AP-1 adaptor complex. The transcript has 6 exons. Gene Ontology annotation, biological process: vesicle-mediated transport; intracellular protein transport. Gene Ontology annotation, molecular function: clathrin-cargo adaptor activity. Bases 137 to 622 code for a protein of 161 amino acids. The record is from RefSeq and is a predicted model, not a curated record.
UACGUACACAAUGUCAUUACAUGUACUGCACUGCAGCAAUGAAUCAACAAUCAUUAGUUCUUUCGUCUUGAAAAUAAGCCGCACCGAACGUAUGACGUAGACUAUAAUAAUAAACACAGAGAAGGCUAAAAAGAAGAUGAUUCAAUACGUGCUACUGUUCAGUCGCCAGGGGAAGGUCAGGCUACAAAAGUGGUACCAGGCCUUUCAAGUGAGAGAAAAGAAAAAGAUACAGCGAGAGCUCGUCUCAACCAUCCUCGCCAGGAAGUCUAAGAUGUGUAACAUCCUAGAAUACAAGGAUCAGAAGAUAGUGUACAAGAGGUAUGCCAGCCUCUACUUUUGCUGUGCCAUUGACGCUGAUGACAAUGAGUUGAUUGUGCUGGAGAUACUGCACAGAUAUGUGGAGCUUCUGGACAAGUACUUUGGCAGUGUUUGUGAACUAGACAUUAUCUUCAACUUUGAGAAGGCAUAUUUCAUGCUGGAUGAGCUACUGGUAGGUGGUGAGAUCCAGGAGUCCAGCAAAAAGAACAUCAUUAGAGCAAUCACAGCACAGGACCUGCUGCAGGAGGAAACAGAAAAUCCUAAGAGUUCUCAGACUUUGUUAGAAGAAAUGGGACUGGCAUAGCUUGUUUCGCUUGUUUUCAAUACAUGAUAGUGAACAUUAACAUUAUUAUUUUUAUUAUGUGUGUGUACUUGUAGACUGACGAGCAAGCAAGAGUUCUUGAAGAGUUCAACCUCCUAUGAACUUUUACAAUAGCUGCUUAUAGUAUGUGAGCAUUUGUAUUAUGAGUUCAUUUAUGAUGUCUAUCUAAAUUCCAUUAAUUUGUCAUUUUUGUCAUUGUC